This is a messenger RNA of Chenopodium quinoa (quinoa), 2297 nucleotides long. Its product is annotated as phosphoinositide phospholipase C 4-like. Gene Ontology annotation, molecular function: phosphatidylinositol-4,5-bisphosphate phospholipase C activity. Gene Ontology annotation, biological process: lipid metabolic process; phosphatidylinositol-mediated signaling. The record is from RefSeq and is a predicted model, not a curated record. The transcript is spliced from 9 exons. Bases 249 to 1973 code for a protein of 574 amino acids. Lineage: Eukaryota; Viridiplantae; Streptophyta; Magnoliopsida; Caryophyllales; Amaranthaceae.
UGUUUGUUUGUUUUGCUAUUAAUCAAUGACCAUCAUUUACCAUCAUGGUGGUUUCGUCAUGUUUCACAAAUUCACAAGAUUAAAAAUAUUAAAAGUUCCGCGCAUAUGUUUUUCCAAGCAACAUCUAUAUAGAUCUAACUUCCUUUGACUAUUAUAAGCACAUAUAUAAACACCCUCUUUCUCCUCCUUCCUUUUAACUCACAUUUCAUUCAAAUCUAUAAUACUAAAAAGAUCAAUAUUUUUUAUUAAUGGGGAGCUAUAGAGUGUGCUUAUGCUUCACAAGGCGGUUCGGGUUAAUAGACCUCGAACCGCCUUCUGAAGUAAGAGACCUUUUCAAGAAGUAUACUAAUGGUGGAGCUUACAUGGCGCCGGACCAACUCCGGCGCUUCCUAGUGGAGGUGCAAGGUGGUCAUGAGACUACGAUCGCCGAUGCCGAAAAAAUAGUGGAGGAAGUAUUGAAUCAACGGCAUCACAUUGCUAAGUUUACUAGGAAGUCUCUUACAUUUGAUGAUUUCUUCUACUAUCUCUUCUCUGUUGACCUCAAUCCUCCUUUCAAGUCUCAGAGUCAUCAAGAUAUGACUGCACCCUUGUCACAUUACUUCAUAUACACUGGUCAUAAUUCAUAUCUCACUGGGAAUCAAUUAACCAGUGAUUGUAGUGAUAAACUUAUAAUAAAAGCAUUAAAGCAAGGUGUUCGAGUCAUUGAGCUCGAUUUGUGGUCUAACUCGAACAAAGAUGGCAUCAAUGUUCUUCAUGGCAGAACCCUUACAACUCCAGUGGACCUCUUAACAUGUCUCAAAGCAAUUAAAGAUCAUGCAUUUGAAUCAUCAGAAUAUCCUGUUAUUAUAACACUUGAAGAUCACUUGAAACCAAGACUUCAAGCCAAAGCUGCUCAGUUGAUCACACAAACAUUUGGAGAAUUCUUGUACUACCCUCCCUCGGUUUACCCUGAAGAAUUUCCUUCCCCUGAAGAUUUAAAGCAUAAGAUACUUAUUUCGACGAAACCACCAAAAGAGUGUCGUCAGGCUGAAACUGAGAUGGUUAAUGUCAGUAGUAAUUCUUCAGAGAGGGAUCUUGAACAUCCAUCACACCGUAAGAUUAUUGAUAUGUCUGAAAGUGAGCAUGAUGAAAUAAAUGGAAAUGGUUACAUUAGCCAAGAUAAAUCACAGCGGUUUGAACCAACCGCGUAUAAGUCAGUGAUUGCUAUUCCUCAGAGAAAGUGUAAGUUGGAAGAAGCAGUUAAGAAUGAUCUUGGUAAAGCUGUACGAAUUAGUUUGAGUGAACAAAAACUCGAAAAAGCAGUUGUUUCACAAGGACAGGAUCUUGUAAGAUUUACGCAAAAGAAUAUCCUAAGGAUUUACCCAAAGGGCACUCGCUUUAACUCUUCAAACUAUGAUCCCUUUGUUGGUUGGAUGCACGGAGCUCAAAUGGUUGCGUUUAACAUGCAGGGGUAUGGAAAAAUGCUCUGGCAAAUGCACGGGAUGUUUAGAGGCAACGGAGGAUGUGGCUAUGUCAAAAAACCCGAUUUCUUGGUUGAUGGUAAUCAAGUAUUUGAUCCUAAAGUAAAACUACCCUUGAAGACAAAGUUAAAGGUGAAAAUUUACAUGGGAGAUGGUUGGAGAAUGGACUUCAAGAAAACUCAUUUUGACAAGUAUUCCCCACCAGAUUUUUAUACCAAAGUUGGUAUAGCAGGAGUUCCAGCAGAUGAAACAAUGCAGAUGACGGCGAUUAAGGAUGAUCAAUGGAUCCCCAUUUGGAAUGAAGAGUUCACCUUUCCACUAACAGUCCCUGAAUUAGCAUUGUUAAGAGUUGAAGUUCAUGAGCAUGAUAACGACAAGAAAGAUGAUUUUGGUGGACAAACUUGUUUACCUGUGUCUGAAUUAAGACCUGGAGUCCAUGCAAUUCCUUUGUAUAGUCGUAAGGGAGAAAAAUUCAAUUCGGUAAAACUUCUAAUGAGACUUGAAUUUGUAUGAUAAUUUUUUUUUUUAAUCUAGACUUAGAUAUAAACGAUUUAUAUUUUAUAUAUAUGUUGUGCACUUUUAUCGUGUAUAGUUUGUAGAUCAUCUCAUGAAAGGGAUCUUCUUGUAUGUAAUUUAUAUUGUUAUAUGAUUUAAGUGGUAGAGAAUAUGUUUGCUCAAUCCUCCUUGUGCACUAGGAAGUCUAUUACAUUUGAUGAUUUCUUCUACUAUCUCUUUUGUGUUGACCUCAAUCCUCCUUUUAAGUCUUAGGUAAGAUUAAGAUUAGUUGUACUCUUUUAGUUUUUAUUUAUUUGUAUUUAUUUAAGUUUUUGGAAUAGU